GGGCUGAGGCCGGCGGCGGCGGCGGGCGGAGAGAGAGGAGCUACGCCACAGCCCAGCGGCGGCCAUUCGUGGAAAAAUAGGCCGUCCCGCUCCUCCCCGCUCCGGCUGCGACCGGCCUUCUCCCCGCUACCCCCACCCCACCCUCCGCCUCCUCCUCCUCCUUCUCCUCCCCCCUAGAGCGGCGCCUCAGCGGGGCAUUAAUGCGGGAUGAGCGAUCAAAAGAAGGAGGAAACUAUGCCCACAGAGGGAGAGAAAUCUCCCGAGGCAGAGAAUAACAACAAUAAUAAUAAAAAAGGGAAAACUGGAGGCUCACAGGAUUCUCAGCCUUCACCUCUUGCUUUGCUAGCAGCCACUUGCAGCAAAAUAGGAACUCCUGGUGAGAAUCAAGCAACUGGACAGCAGCAGAUUAUUAUAGAUCCCAAUCAAGGGUUGGUGCAGCUUCAAAAUCAGCCACAACAGUUAGAAUUAGUAACAACUCAGCUCGCUGGAAACUCUUGGCAGCUUGUUGCUGCAUCUCCUUCUGCUUCAAAGGACAAUAAUGUUGCUCAACAGGGAUCUUCCGUUGCCUCAAGCGCACCAAGUCCCUCCAGCAGUAACAAUGGGAGUGCAUCUCCUACAAAAACUAAAUCGGGCAAUUCUUCUGCAACAACCCCUGGACAAUUUCAAGUCAUUCAAGUACAAAAUCCAAGUGGUAGUGUCCAGUAUCAAGUGAUACCACAGAUUCAGACAACAGAAGGUCAACAAAUUCAAAUCAAUCCUGCAAAUGCUACUGGUCUACAAGAUAUACAGGGUCAAAUUCAGCUUAUUCCUGCAGGAAAUAAUCAAGCUAUCCUCACGGCUUCAAAUAGGACAGCUUCGGGAAAUAUUAUUGCUCAGAACCUAGCAAAUCAGACGGUCCCAGUCCAAAUCAGGCCUGGUGUUUCCAUACCACUGCAAUUGCAAACCAUCCCUGGUACUCAGGCACAAGUGGUGACAACUUUACCUAUAAACAUUGGUGGAGUAACCCUAGCAUUGCCUGUGAUAAACAACAUGGCAGCUGGAGGAAGUUCAGGUCAAGUUGGCCAAUCCACAGAGGGUGGAGUUUCCAAUGGAAGUCAGCUGGCAUCUACACCGGUCACUUCUGCCUCUGUUAGCUCAAUGCCAGACUCUCCUUCUUCAUCGUCCACUUCUACGACCACUGCUUCAACAUCUCUAACUAGCAGUGACACCUUAGUAAGCUCUGCAGAAACAGGCCAGUACACAAGCACAGCAGGCGGCAGUUCAGAGCAGCCAACGGAAGAAUCUCAAGCAACUGCGACAGACUCUGAAGCCCAAAGCUCCAGUCAGCUUCAGUCAAAUGGAUUACAGAAUGUUCAGGAUCAGUCAGGUUCCCUUCAGCAGGUACAGAUUGUAGGUCAACCUAUUCUACAGCAGAUACAGAUCCAGCAGCCUCAGCAGCAAAUUAUACAGGCCAUUCCUCCACAGUCAUUUCAGCUCCAGUCAGGACAAACUAUACAGACCAUCCAGCAGCAGUCUUUGCAGAAUGUUCAGCUGCAGGCAGUAAGUCCAACUCAGGUGCUCAUCCGGGCUCCAACUUUAACACCAUCAGGACAGAUCAGUUGGCAGACUGUACAGGUUCAGAAUCUGCAAAGCCUUUCAAAUCUUCAAGUUCAGAACGCUGGGUUACCCCAGCAACUCACCAUUACCCCUGUGUCUUCAAGUGGUGGCACAACCAUUGCCCAAAUUGCUCCAGUGGCUGUUGCUGGUACCCCGAUCACCCUGAAUGCUGCCCAGCUUGCUUCAGUACCUAAUCUUCAAACAGUAAGUGUUGCCAACCUUGGUGCUGCAGGUGUUCAAGUUCAAGGAGUUCCAGUUACUAUUACCAGUGUUGCAGGUCAACAGCAAGGGCAGGAUGGAGUAAAAGUGCAGCAGGCUACCAUAGCACCUGUUACUGUAGCGGUAGGUGGCAUUGCUAAUGCAGGAAUUGGUGCUGUUAGUCCUGAUCAGAUAACACAAGUGCAGCUGCAACAAGCUCAACAAGCUUCUGACCAGGAAGUGCAACCUGGCAAGAGAACAAGAAGAGUUGCGUGCUCAUGUCCCAAUUGCAGAGAGGGAGAAGGAAGAAGCAGCAAUGAGCCAGGAAAAAAGAAGCAACAUAUCUGCCAUAUUGAAGGAUGCGGUAAAGUUUAUGGCAAGACAUCUCAUCUUCGGGCGCAUCUGCGCUGGCAUACUGGUGAAAGACCAUUUAUAUGCAACUGGGUUUUUUGUGGCAAGCGAUUUACGAGAAGCGAUGAGUUGCAAAGACAUAGAAGAACCCACACAGGUGAAAAGAGAUUUGAGUGCCCAGAAUGCUCUAAAAGGUUUAUGCGAAGUGACCAUCUAUCGAAACAUGUCAAAACUCAUCAGAACAAGAAGGGUGGUGGAACAGCCCUUGCUAUUGUUACCUCAGGAGAACUGGACUCUUCAGUUACUGAGGUUCUUGGUUCUCCAAGAAUUGUCACUGUUGCUGCCAUUUCUCAAGAUUCAAACCCAGCAACCCCUAAUGUUUCAACAAACAUGGAAGAAUUCUGAAAGGAUAAUUUAUAUGGACGCCUAGUGCUGCACUUAAGUUUACAUGCCUUUCAGGAUAUGGAAGUGAGCUUGUAAAGUGGAUUAUGGAGAAAGAAAUUGUGUUAUCAGUCUUGACUUCUGUAAGUGUUCCAGGUUGGAGGGUCAGCAUGGAAAGUGUACACUGGUGCAACAAGGCAAAAUUUCAAAAAUACAAACAGCGCAAAUUGAUGUACUGGAUAAACAGAUGGGGAAAUAUUAUUUCCAUACUGUACUUUUUUUAGUUAUAUGUCUGUAUAUCAUGUAAUGAUUUUAAAUGAACUUUUCCCUUCUAUUUUGGCAUUGUAUGUUGAUGUGUUUGUAAAAUCAGAUAAUAUCAAUGUAAAACAGGGUGGACCGUGACUAGGGUUAAUAUCAUUUUAUGAAGGUACUUUGUUUUUAAUAUGAAUUUGUAAUAUUUUCAUGAUAACAUCCUUUUCCCAUAAAGCACAGCAAAACUGAAUACAGACUGAACAAAAGGGGAAAUAGUUUAGGUUUUUGCUCAGUCCACAGAACGUGUUAGUUUAUUUUGGCCGUCUUUUCUCGAGUUUUAGAAUUACUCAACUAGCAGCUGGAUGAUACAUGCUGUGAGGUGGAUCUGAGGUGGACCUCAGAUUUAUUUUGACCACUACAUUAUAGUAGUGCGUAUAAAUGACAAUCAGUGAGUUCUAAUUCCUCUCUUUCUUUGGAGAGCUAAGAUUAUGUAGAAUUAGUGUAUACAGUAGGAAGAAACACAACUGUAGAAAGAUAUUAACAUAAGAUUUUACAAAACUAAUGGUGUCUUUAUGUAGGAGGAAGAAUGAAUAUGGCAACUUUUGGGUCAAUUUUGAGUAUUUCAUAUUUUAAAGUAUCAGUGGUCUGUUUCUAACUCAUAGGUAACAAGUAAUAAAGUCUCAAUAUUUAAAUGUUUUAAUUUUGUUAGAAUUCAUGGAAACAAUCAGAGAAUUGUCUCCAUGAGUGCUGUAAAUCACUCUCCAGUAUCUUCUUUCUAUGAUACUAGCUAUUUUCUUGUGGUUAAUGUGCUGAGUUCUUUAUGCUUUGACUUAAUAGCCAAAGAGAAGAAUUGAUUACCACAUUUUAACCAAAAAAGGCACAAGUAAAAAUUUUCUCUCAUUUCCCCUAAAUGUUACUGUCUUUAUUUUCUCUUCUUUCUUGGGCUGGUAAUAAAUAUCUGUUACCUAUUGAGUCUUACAUUGAGACUCCAACCAUAAAACAAAAUGGAGAAAGGGGAAUACAGUUAUCACUUCAUAUGGCUUUUGAUUUGAAAGGUUUCUUCAUGUUUUCAGAUGAAUUGGAUCAGUAGGAAUACAGAGGAUAUAGAAAGCAGCAGCAAUGGAAAUCUGCAGUUCGUAUGUGAAAACUCCCACAUUUAAAGGGAGGAAAGAUGGCCAACUAUUUCAUACUCAGGAUUUUGAAUUAUUUCCCACAGUCAUAAAUGUAACUUUUUCCACAUAUAGUCAUUUGGUGAUAAUUCUCAUGACCACUAUUUAAAAAAAAAAAACCAAAAAAUAUGCCAAAAUAUUUAAUGUAACAAAAGGAAGUACAGUGUAAGAAAGAUAAGAUUUUUGUUUGUUUUCCUGCAAAUUAACGAAGGAAGAAUGUGUUUGGUAACUGUUGGUUUGAGACACAUAACAGAUACCCUUUGCAUUCUCUCUCAAAACUUCUCAUCUGAAUACUUUAUCAAUCUUGUGGUGUUUUGUGUAUUUUUGAAGCAAGAAGAGUACCAAUCAUUGUUUACACUGUGUACACUUUAGGCCAGCCCUUUGUAGCAAAAUAACAAACUGAAGGUAUUUAUACUUUCAGUUUACAUUAAAAAAAAAAAAAAAAAAGCUUUGAGAUUAAAGAAAAACAAUUUUACACUGUGGUUAUAAAUUUCAAGUUUCUUAAAGCUUUUGUAGACUUGUAACAGUCUUUAAAUUUUAGUUGGGUUUUGUACAUUUUUUUGUAUAUUUUAUUUAAAGUACUCUUAACUGAUGUAUCUGGACUUAAAACAUCAGACUCAAUUAGAUGUUACAUUUAAUACAGAUGAACAUUAGGUAGUAUUAACUGUUAAUUUUAUUAUAUAGGAAUUGAAAUGUCAAAUAUAUAUUUUAUCAUUAUGCUUCACAAUCAGUGCUAUACGUUUCUUUAUGCAAAGAAGAGCUUUCCUAAUGUUAUUACCAUGUUUCCUAGAGGUUAACGAUUUUUGUAAACUGAAGUUAUGACCAUUCUGUGCGACCAUUUCAUAGGUAAUUUUUUCAUGCAUACUUGUGUAUGCUGAUAGGAAACUGAAAUCCUUUUUAAUUGGCAAUGGAUCCCUAAUCUAGAAGUAUCAAAAUCUAAAUCUAGUUGGCUUCUGAGCAUCUAAAGUACGUUAACUUGUGUUAGCAGGUGCACAUUUUACCACUGGAAUUAGAAACAUUUUGAUGGUCUGUUCUGCAAAGCAUCCUGAAUCCACUUUUCUGUCUUAAAAGAAUCGUAAAUUUCAAUGUCCUUUAUUUGACUCAGUGGGAUAUAGCUGUUGUAAGUAAUAGGGCACAGAUGUGCAGUUGUAUCUUGUUUAAUGGCAUUUCACUGUUCAUUCCCUUUGCCACCGUUAAAAGUUUUGCUUUAUUGUAAUUAUCAGUGCAAAGUGUAUUUACCAUGGUAGAACUCCGGUGUUAGAAUAGUUAUUUUCUUACAAUAUGAUUUCUUUGGUUAGAUUUGUGUAUGUGUUGCCGAUUACAUUAGAAAUUGGUGUUAAGUCAUUAUUUAUCACAUUCUUUCAUGAGAGCAGUAAUAAAAGUGUGUAAUCUAGGAGAAAAAGUUAAUUUGUCAAAGUUAGGUAAGCAUGAUGUUUAGGUCCUAUUUUUCAAUUUUAUAACUGUUUUACUGCAACAAUAUUUGUAUUUAAGUCUUCAUUUUAAUGCCUUGUGGUGUUUUUUUUUAUGCAUGUCACUGAAUUGUCAUCCCGCAAGAAUUGAUGUGCAGCAUAGGGUGUUAAAUCUACAUAAUGAUUUUGAAACAGAAAAAUAGUUGAUGGUUAAAAAAAAUGUAAAUGUUUUGCAAAAAUUCCUUAUAAAAAGUUUUGUAGUAAUAUUUCACUUGUAAAUUUUUCUAAGAAAAAAACAUGGAAAAGGAAAAAAAUGAAAAGAGUAACAUUUCCCCUCAUCUAGAAUUUAGAACUUAAUUCUGCCAGCAAAGCCUGUAAGGCAUUAAUUUGACACUUUUACAAUGCUGAUUUGUAUGAUUUUUUUGGUGGGUUUGGAACUAAAAUCAUGUACAAGUUGUUGCCUGCAAUAACAUUUUGCAAGUAACCUAUUAAAAUUCCCUUGAGUUUAAAAGGUUUCUUCAUUUAAUUACUUAUAUAGCAGCAGUGAAUUAUGUCCCAAUGAUAAUCUGUUCAUCGAGAACACCAGAAAGCAAAUGCUUCUCAAUGGGGAAAGGUUGGCAGCAGCUUCUGGAUUUGUGUAAUUAAGACCUAUGCUUGAUGGUCAGCAUUUCCCAACUGGCAGGCUCUUAGCAGGGAAAUAAAACAGCAGGCUCCAGUUGGUGUGGAUUCAGUUCUGUUUGUUCAACUCUUGGGAAUUGAAGUUAUUCCUGCCCAUGCUGAAGGAGUGACAGAAGGAAAAAGCUUCUCUAAGGUAAGGAGCAGGAACAGUCGUCUGGUGCGUGCGCACACAAAAAUGAAUUGAUAGAGAAGUAGAUGAUCAAUGUGUCAUGAUUGCAUUGCUGAAAGGAAAUGAACAAUGAGGCAAUGGAAAGCUGAAGGAACUGACUUCAGCUUGUAGAACCUAUAUUGAGCUUUAUUCUUAGUGAAUUGUAAAUGGGUUUCUGCACUGUCUUGGACUAAAAAAACUUCAAUGGUUACUAAACUGCUAAUUACUGAAGUAGAAUAGCUGCUAGGUUUGGGUUUUUAAGUGAAAUAACUUCUUUUGAAGGUAAGCCUUCAAAAAGUGCAGUAGUCUUGCAGAGAACGUGUAGUAAUAUUUUUAGAGAGAAAAGAAUAAGUAACUAGAAGACCACUUGCUUAGAGAAAAUGGUAUUUAAAACUUGUGAUUUUUGGUGCUGCAGGAUAGAAUCCUCUUCUAAUUCCUGCGGUCACAUUACUGUAUGUUUAAAAUACUGCUUUUAAGUCACAUUAACCUUCUAAUGUCAAACUUAACUAACUGAAGUCAAAA
Lagopus muta (rock ptarmigan) is the source of this 6704-nucleotide messenger RNA. It is a transcript of the gene SP4, whose product is annotated as Sp4 transcription factor. Bases 208 to 2550 code for a protein of 780 amino acids. Lineage: Eukaryota; Metazoa; Chordata; Aves; Galliformes; Phasianidae. The record is from RefSeq and is a predicted model, not a curated record. The transcript is spliced from 6 exons.